AACUGCAAGUGUUUGGCUUGGACUUGGCCUAUUUGGCAACCUCAGGUAUACGGAAAGUGGGGGGGGAAGCGGGGGAGGCAGUCACGUUGCAGAUCCACGUGCCACCGAGAACCUGGAAAGGAGCCAGGAAUGUGGAAGUUAAUCAGCCGCGAAGCAAAAGCUUUACAAACUGCACGAGGGAGAGCCCAGGAGGAGGAGGAGGCAGAGAGACACACUAUGAAGAGGGGCAGCGGGAGGGAGAGGUCUAGCCAUUCCUCCUCCCCAGCCAUCGGCAGGCGGCAGUGACUGAUUGCAGCUGGAUGGAGAGAAAGACAAGCUCCUGGAUGCCAUCAGAAACCUGCCGGGACAUCUGAAAUCAACAAGUGCCUUCUUCCUCCUCCUCCCCCUCCUCACCUGGACACCAGCCCCCGAAGCCAGAGCCAGGGAAGCCAAGAGCAGAGGCCAGCAGGGAUGGAAUCACUGAUCUUUAAGCUCACUGGAGAGCAGCAGAAGGGCGAAAAGAUGAUGGUGUGGAGACCAGUGAAGACAAACUGUGUGCGAAGGAACCUCUUUGGUCCUGUGGACCAUGAGCAGCUGCAGAAGGACUUCCAGCAGCUACUGCGCAGCGGUGUAGAGGGAGCCAAGCAGAAGUGGAACUUUGACUUCCUACGAGAAAUACCAGCUGAGGGGCUCCUGCAAUGGGAAGAGCUACAGGGCCAUGAGGUCCCAGCCUUUUACCACAGCUGUGUGGUAGGAGAGGCUCGCAAGCCCUUGCAGCUCUUGAACCGGCCCAUGGGUAAGGAAGCCAGGGAUCACCAGUUUGCCAAGGUGACAAUGACUGAGAAAUCCAAAGCUCCCAAGAAAAUUGUAGGCAAGAGCCAAGAAGUGAGGAAACAAAGACAGGCUUCCGUCACAGAUUACUACUCAGCGAAGAAGAGAGUCAAAACUAACACAAAAGCUGCUUCAGAAAAUGUGGCUUUCUGAAAGGGAACACAGGGUUAAUCUGCACCAGAGAUGUUUCAAAGAGCUGGCAAAUAUAUUUGACGGUCAGAAAAUGUGCGUGCAAACUAUGAACACUUACGGCAUCACAGAGAGAGACAUUCAUGGAAGCAGCAAUGGCAAGUCUUACAAGCACAACAAAAACAGCAUCAGGAUGAUGUCAGGCCAAAUAAACUGGAAUCCCUUUUAACUAAGAGUGGCUAAUCUUCAGUGUUUUGGUAAGCGAACUUGGAAACUGGCUAAUAGUAGCAGCCUUCUGUGAAUGGGACAGCAGGGAACCUAAAGUUAAACUGUGCACAUGUAACACUGUAUUUGGACAUGUCAACAUGGAAUUGGGACCAUGUUUAAUUCUUUUUUUAUAGUUACAUGUUUAGGGUAUGUACAGAAGUGCUCCAUGCACAUUUUACAGGGCUGUAAUUUGGAGCACUUUUUAUAGCGCUACAAAGUUAUAGCACUCUUUAACAUGACAGAAGUGCAGUGUUUGGUUUGGGGGGAAGGGAGGCCUCUGAGCCUCCUGCACUUUCCAGGCUUGGAGGCAGGGGGUGCUCCACAGCUUCCUGGGGCUUCUCCACUGGUUAGAAAUUUGACCACCAUACAGAAGUUAUUUAAAGUGCUGUAAAUUACUAACAUGCUGUAAAAUACAGCACUUCAAAUUUAAAACCUCAUUUAAUGAGGGUUCAUUUAAAACCCUGUACCCAUUUUUAAGUGCUAUAAAGCCAUGCACUUCUGUUAAGUUACAGCAAUAAAGUGCUUUAAUCGGGGGAAAAAAGCAACUUCGGUACACACCCUUAAUCUGCAACCUCUCCCCUGGUUUUAGUGGUUUAGCCACCUAAUAAGCUUCACAACCUAAACUGUACGGGUCUGAUUUUUCAAAUUUCCCAGUUCAGCCUGUUAUUUUUUAGAUGCCAAAUUGCACCUACAGCUUGGUUAGAGCAAUUUUUCACUGACUUAUUUCAGAGCUUGUAUGUGUAAAUUCCCUGCGGGGGUAAAAAGAGACAGCUACAGUUACUUUAAGGAGAAUUUGGUGCUGCCUGUCCAUCUACAAUGGUAUGCAUGCACACUUGCACUCAUAGAAUUGGGGGCCCUUGUUUACAAGUCAUUCCUGGGCCCAAUUCAGUCUUCAUUUUCACUUCUGCAGUUCCACUGAGGUCAAUCAGUUUGCUUGGGUGAAAACCAAGGCAGGAUUUGCCUAUUGUCUACAGUGUUUUGUAAUGCCCACAGCCAAUAAGAUGACAUUCUAGACUGAUGUUUUCUUGCUAGUACCCAAACUAUGAUUCCAUUAAUAUAGUUUUUUCAACAAAAAAAAUUAAUGGCCAUUAAUAGCACUGGAUCAUCAGUCUCUCUCGGCAUUGCAUGGAUUAUUUCUUCUACGAUUUUUAUGUACCAUACACAAACUUUUAUAUGUCCUCCUUUCUGUUACCCUUCUCCAGUCCCUUCUCUUCCUCCUCCCUCAACCAGUUUGGGUAAAUUGAAAUUUUACAGCACAUAGUAGUCAGUGUAUAACAUGUAAAAAGAAACCUAUAAAAUAGACACUCAAAAUGAUCCUGUUGCCUGAGGACACAAGUAGGCUUCAGGGUUUAAUGAAUAAGUUUGGAAAGACCUCUGCAUAUUGGGCAUUCUAGACAUUUACACCAUGGCUAAGAGCUACAUCAAAAUCAACCACGGCUUCUCACAUACAGCAGAUUUAUAUGUGCAUAUACACUUAUGUGCAGGCAAUAGACAGGGAAAGAGAUAUAUGCAAGUACACACUGAUAUUACAUAAAACAUCAAGACAGAAUAAUGUACCAAAAUAUAUCUCCUCCCAAGGAUAAAAUGUAGUGAUUUAAGUCCAUUCCUAUAUGCAGUGCAUGUUGCAGGAUGAGAGUCUACAUUUUCAGCUCUAGACAAGUAAGACCCAAGAGAAAUACCUUCUUUUCUCGAUCAGUGACUUAGUUGGGAAUGAUGGACACAAUUCCUGCUCCUACUGAAAUCCUUGGGAGUUUUGCUCUCUGGAAACUAGAUUAGACCUCGUCUGGCAAGAAUUGUGAAUAACUAAUUCAGCAUAUGUGUUUGUGAAUGAAGAGAUCCUGUUGUAAGAGACAGGGUGGCUACACAAACAAGUUACCACAAGGUAAGUUACUGGGUGAGGCACUGUAAAUUUGUACCCUAGCUAACCUUGGGGUAACAUCCUUGUGUAGCUGUACUCAAAACUGGUGUGCUGACAUGCAGUGUGAAAGGGUUUUUAUACUGUUGCUGGUGACUAAAACAGACCAAUUAUUUUUUUCAAGUGUGUGACUUUAAUUCAAGAACAAAAUGAUUGCACAAUCAUGUAUGUGUGUUUGCAUGUUUGUAAAAAUCAGACCAAUGACACACUGUGCGCCUUUUUGUUUCACUGUGGUAUGUUAAAGCAGCCUUAUUUUUUGACUGGUAUGACAUGCAUUCUGCAAAAGAGCUUCUAACUCUGUCGUUUUCAAGGUUACCAUAAUGUUACUUAGUUUUUUUUAAGGGGGAAAAGUGCUACCUCUUUCUGCAUGAGAAAAUGAUGAUAACUUGCUGGAGAUUGUAUGCUGUUCACACUGUGGUCCCAGAAAAUAGCAAAAGACCAGGUAUUAACUGAGAUUCUGAUCCAGCUAAGCACAUAACCACAUGCAUAAAGUUAUGUGUUUAAGCACUUUUGCUGAAGCAAGGCCUUACAAAAUCUGAGAAUUUUAUAAGCAAUUGUUUAAAUGAUUGGUGAACUACUUGGCAUUGGUGUUUGAUCCUUAGUUAUUACCUGCUCUAAUAUAGAAUUUCUAAAUGUUCACAACUUGAUAGGGGUGAGACCACAGGUGAGAAGUUUUAAUGGUCUGUAUUCUGACAUAUUUGCUAGCUAUGAUGCUGCACUGGAAGUAUAUUGCACUAGUUAUUUCCAUUACAGAAGUUGAUGUAAUGCAGCUAGUUACUAUGGACAUCAAACCCCUCCUUCCAUAGACAAGUCAUAACAGGUGAAGAAAAAUGGUUCCUGUAACGGCAGCACAACAGCUGUUAGCCCUAGUGCUAUGAAAAUCCAAUGCAUCUCCAUUACUUGUCCUUGCUAGGGCCCAUUACCCUGAAAAUACACCCACUCUCCUGCUCCCACUCUGAGCACAAAAUAUUGAAAAAGGUUGUGUUUUCUCCAUUAGAACAACACUGACUACGUGCCAAUAAAUACAUACAGGACUGACAGUGGCUCUGAGCACACUCAGGGGGUGCACUAGACAGCACCUGCCUUACAGAUUUGGCGCAUUUAGCUCACAUGGAGGAAGAGGUAGGGCUUGUUUCCAGUAUGAUGCUCCCUACUAUGGUCAGAGGCUUUGCUGAAAUACCCUGAUUGGUUGCUGAGGUCUGCCAAGCACAGGGAGGAGAGAAUGACCAGAUAUCUGCUAUUAUUCAUUAUUCAACAUUCAGACAGAGAAGUAUUUCAAAAAGGAAAUAUGGAAUAAAUAUUUUUCUGCCCAUAUCUCCUAUAAACCAUGUUUUCCAAUUAAAACAUGUUUUAGAUUUUUCCUUAAAGGGGUAUUUUCCUGUGUAGCAAUAGAAAUAAUUCAAUAGGUCUAAAACCCAGUCUUUACGUUUAUGGAGAAGGAGGCAAUCUGCUUGAAAAAAGCAGCAUACUACAGCUUUGGUAUACAUUCCAUUUAUAUAUACAGCACUCAGGUGUACUCAGUCUAAUAACAGUGUAUUCCAGCCUUAUUUGCUGACCAUUGACUUUGAUUAGCUGCAUGAGUACAGAGCCAUGGAUCAGACACCCAAGCAGCACAUUUGCAGAAUGAGAAGCAAGGUACUGUGAUCAGAAACUAAUCUGGGCAUUAAAAGACAUGGUAGCAGCACUGUUUCAAGGUCUUAUGCAGCUGUCUUAAAUGUACUUCUGAUUACAGAGCAGAGGAUAAACUGAAUCAGGAAUUCAUACUGUAUACCUGUUUUAACCUCAACAUAUUAAUAAACAUGGAGCCAACCCCAUCUGAGCCCCCUAUUAUAUGGGCGCAUCUACACAUGCUGCUAUGGCGCCAUUGUUACUGAGCCAUCAUUUAUUACUAAAAGACGGUGCAGUAGCAGCUGGUGCUGCACACAGUUAUUUUUGGGCACUAUGUUGCAAAAGUGAUGCACUAUAACAGGGGAGCGUGUCACUACGGCAAUGUAGCUGCAUCAUCACAGGUUUUGCCACAGAUGCUACAUCGCCACAGCGCAUUGCUACAGUGAUGUAGCAACACACUAAACGUGCCUUAUAUAAACUGUACGCAUGACUCAGAGCUAUUUACUUCUCUCCAUCUGCAAGUCAACUCCCAUUAGUACUAAUGGGAUUCCCAACAUACAGAUUUAGGGAAGCAUAUGCCUUCAAGGCUUUUCCACUCAAGAUAAAGAUGUGUUCUAUGUGCAACAUCCUAUUAGACAAGAGUGGAACACAGCAAGUCCAAGGUCAGCCUUUGCAAUUGUUUAUGUAUUAUACAAACAUGGAAACACUUUCUCAGGUAUAAUAGAUCUGAAUUUAAUUCCUUUGGCAACAACUGGAGAAAUUGUGCCACAAGGAAACCAAGAAAAUAAUACUGUAAGUGCUUCCAGUUAUUUUUAGGAUAAUAAAAAUAUAGCUUCCUUCUGUUGCUUAAACCCACUCCUUUGCAAACUAGCAUGUGUGCCCUUCUGUGUUGUUUAUCUGAAGAACCUGCAGAUGAAUUAAAAUAGAUGUCUAUGUUCCA
Alligator mississippiensis (American alligator) is the source of this 5669-nucleotide messenger RNA. RefSeq names its product cyclin-dependent kinase inhibitor 1. Lineage: Eukaryota; Metazoa; Chordata; Crocodylia; Alligatoridae. The transcript is spliced from 3 exons. Gene Ontology annotation, molecular function: cyclin-dependent protein serine/threonine kinase inhibitor activity. The record is from RefSeq and is a predicted model, not a curated record. Gene Ontology annotation, cellular component: nucleus. Gene Ontology annotation, biological process: signal transduction by p53 class mediator; regulation of mitotic cell cycle. Bases 451 to 963 code for a protein of 170 amino acids.